GUGCAUUGCAAAUCUUCAUCUCAUACUCUCCUCUUCUUCUUUGUCAAUGGGGGAGCAACCGUCACGUAGCGGAAGUUCGGGGAUCAACGCCGUGUCCUCCGACGUUUUACGGUCUAACAUCCUCACCCGCCUCGACGGCUCCUCUCUCGCCGCCUUGAGCUGCACGUGCUCAAACCUAAACUCUUUCUGCUCCGACGAGUUCCUCUGGAGGCAACAAUGUUCCGCCACAUGGCCUUCUACCUUAGAUACACGUGUCCAAAGCAUCAUCUCAACGUUCCCCGCCGGUCAUCGGCAGUUUUUCUCCGAUGCUUUUCCGUUUCUUGAACAUGAUGGUGUGAUCAAUCUCCCACCGUCCGUUGAUACGACGGAGUUAAUCUCAGCCGUUGAUAUAUUCUACAAAGGUGAUGUGAUAUUCUCAAGGGUUCAUGUGACAGAGACAGUCUCUGGUUGGUUCCUUUGUUCACCUAUGCGUGUCGAUCUUGUCGAACCGAAAGAACUGAUUUCGACAAAAGUUUCAGUGGUCAACCAAUGGGAAGAUGACACGUGGAAAAGUGACUUGGAAAAGAAUCUCUCCUUGAGCUGGAUUCUCAUUGACCCGACCGGUAAACGUGCGGCGGAUGUAUCAACCCGUAAACCCGUCUCGGUGCAACGUCAUUGGUUAACUGGAGAAGUUCACGUAAAAUUCUCAACAAUUUUUGUCGUGGGCAACAAGAAAAGGUCGGAGCAAGUAGAGUUCACGGUGACGGUGGUGCUGGCGGCGUUUAACCGGAGGGAAGAGGAAGCGGCGGUAAUGCAGAUAAGAGAGGUGAGCCUAGUAGCAGAGGACAAAGAUGGGAAAAAUUUAGGAGGGAAUGGUAGUUUGGUAAUUUUGGCGGCGGCCAUGGGGAGGAAGCGUCGGUUUAGGGCGGGUGGGGAAGGAGGAGGGAAAGAGAAGUACUUAGAAUUCAUGGAGAGGAAGACCGCGAAGGCGGAGAUGAAGUGGCGGCGAGAGAAAGAAACGGCUAUGGAGACGGCGGCGUGUUGGAUCGCCGUCCUCUUACUUGCCUAUCACUGUCCUGUUUGAUUCUGCUAAUUAAGGACAAAUUAGUUA
Arabidopsis arenosa is the source of this 1090-nucleotide messenger RNA. Lineage: Eukaryota; Viridiplantae; Streptophyta; Magnoliopsida; Brassicales; Brassicaceae. The record is from the annotation of a GenBank genome assembly.